Guyanagaster necrorhizus is the source of this 270-nucleotide messenger RNA. RefSeq lists its product as uncharacterized. NCBI's taxonomy places the organism in Eukaryota, Fungi, Basidiomycota, Agaricomycetes, Agaricales, Physalacriaceae. The record is from RefSeq and is a predicted model, not a curated record. The annotation marks the transcript as partial. The transcript is spliced from 2 exons.
UAUGAAUCACUCCAAAUGUUCUUCACUAUUGUUGCUGCACAAGGAUUGGAUUUCUGGCUCAUAGAUUUCAUAGGCACAUACCUAAAUGCUAAAAGUGAAAACUAUAUGAAUCUAUCACAAGAGUAUGAAGAGAUUAUAACUAGGGACUUAUCACCAGAUGAUUACAUUCUUAAAAUGCACCAUGUAAUAUACAGAACAAUGAAUGCCAGUAAUGCAUGGUUCAACAAGUUAAACAAAUCUCUUAUAGCACUUGGCUAUAUUCAGUCAUAA